This is a messenger RNA of Blumeria graminis f. sp. triticale, 1089 nucleotides long. The record is from the annotation of a GenBank genome assembly. NCBI's taxonomy places the organism in Eukaryota, Fungi, Ascomycota, Leotiomycetes, Helotiales, Erysiphaceae.
AUGGCCAAAUCAUUACCAUCUCGUGCCCAGUUAGUAGGCUACAACCACGCCGUUGCCGGGCAUGAUGGCAUCCUUUGUGAUGCUGACGGCGAACUAUUAAUUAAACCGUGCACUUCAACUGAAAUCGACUUUUACGAAACCUCAAUCGCAUUCUAUCCUGAAUUCGUGGAUUUGAUGCCAAGAUUUGUCGGCACUCUAUCUUUGAAUGACCAAAUCCCUAAUCCAGCCAUCAAGGAAGACGUCACAAAUUUACCUCCACAGCCAAAUCAGACGAGUAUAGAAGAAUCAAUCGAAUCUUUACAACCUGGUGGGUCGACGAAUAAAGAUUUCAACUUUAUCCCUGAACUUACAGAAGGUCCAUCCCUCCAAUGCAUGGCUAACAGCACAUCUGGCCAUCGGAUAGCAACAGAUAAGGCUGUGGUACUUGAAAAUGUUUCCUAUGGGUUCCACAAACCUAAUAUUUUGGAUGUCAAACUUGGAGUACGUUUAUGGGCUGAUGAUGCACCCGAAGAUAAACGAAAUCGUUUCGACAAAAUCACCGCUGAAUCAACGCAUAAGGACCUUGGGUUCCGUAUCGCGGGAAUGCGGGUGUGGCAAGGGCCUUCUUCCAAGGGGGAGGAUGUAGAUGAAGAUGGCUACAAAAUUUAUGACAAGAACUAUGGAAGAUUCUACGUCAACAAAGACAAUGUCGAAGACGCUUUCAAAAGUUUUAUUUUCAAUGAAGGUGCCGGACUAAAUGAAGAGCUAGGGAAAAUUGUUUUGCAGGCUUUUCUCGCUGAUUUGAACCGAAUUCAAUCGGCCCUUGAAAGCCACGAAAAUCGGAUGUUUUCUGCGAGUUUACUUUUCGUAUUUGAGGGGGAUGGAAAUAUCCUUAGAAAUGCCAUGGAAGAGGCGAGUACUCAAUCGAUAGCUAAGGAAGCGGAAUCUGAUGAUGAUGAGGAGGAUGAUGAAGCCGGACUCAAAAUAUAUGCUGUUAAGCUUAUAGAUUUUGCGCACGCAAAGUGGACGCCCGGAAAUGGUCCAGAUGAAAAUACCCUAAUUGGAGUGAGAAGCGUUAUCAAAAUAUUAAACAAUUUAGCUUCGACCUAA